This is a messenger RNA of Ipomoea triloba (trilobed morning glory), 648 nucleotides long. RefSeq lists its product as uncharacterized. Bases 61 to 480 code for a protein of 139 amino acids. The transcript has 2 exons. The record is from RefSeq and is a predicted model, not a curated record. NCBI's taxonomy places the organism in Eukaryota, Viridiplantae, Streptophyta, Magnoliopsida, Solanales, Convolvulaceae.
GGAUUCAAUUCAAACGGUAUUGCGAUAUUAGUGCAGACAAGCUUCAGUGAAUCUGGUGCGAUGUUCUUCCCCAAACUGAGGGCGUGUUGGGGAGGCGCAACCAUUGCUCCGACGGCCGAGACGUCCGCGGCGGGGCCCUCGCGGCGGCAGCAACAGCAACCGGACGAGGCCGAUAGCAUCCCGCCGAGGAGAAGUACGGGGAGCGUCAAUAAUGCUAAGAGAGCAGCGAAUUGGAAACCCAAGCUCCGGAUGAUCGCCGAAGACGGCGUGAUUGGUGGCGAUAUGGAACGAACUUCCGGCACCGCCACCGGCGGCGGCGGUGUACGGACGGUUCCGGCUUCAGUUAAAAAACCGCCGGUGAAAGCCAAACCGAAAUCUACGGGAACGGUUUCAGGAGCAUCCAAACACACCGACUAUUACCGGAAAUGUUCGCGUCCAAUCCCAAUUCCGGCAUUCUCUCCGGCGCCUUUCUUAAUUUAAAGUUUUGAUGCUGCUCUUAGUUAUCCACUUCUUUUGUACGUAAAACCGAAUAUUAUUCUGUAAUUAUUUGUCUUGCUAAUUACAUGUCUACCGUUUUUGAACAAAAUUUUGAAUGUCUAUUGUAUAAUAAUGUAUUGAUCAUCCAAAAUUAUUUCUUGCUUUUGGUUU